AUGUCCACAAAGCCGACGGUAGGCUUUGUCGGCCUGGGCGCCAUGGGCUUUGGCAUGGCCACCCAUCUGGUCAAACAGGGAUAUCCCGUCAAGGGAUUCGAUGUCUUUGAAAAGUCGCGCGAGCGCUUCCGGGAAGCUGGUGGCAUCGCAGUCUCCUCGCUGCGGGAGUCGGCAGAAGGCAACCUGUACUAUGUCUGCAUGGUGGCCUCUGCACCGCAGGCUCAGGAGGUGUUAUUCAACAAGGAGACUGGAAUUGUAAAUGUUCUACCCCAGGGUGCAACAUUCCUCCUCUGCUCAACCGUUCCCUCCUCCUAUGCGCAAUCGGUCGCACAGCAGCUCAAGGAACACGGCCGGGAUGACAUCUAUUUCAUCGACAGUCCCGUCUCCGGCGGUGCCAAACGAGCCGCGGAUGGCACGCUCUCCAUCAUGGCUGGUGCGUCGGAUGCAGCCCUGGAGAAAGGCAGAUUUCUUCUACAGGAGAUGUCAGACUCGAACAAGCUGUAUCUUGUCCCCGGAGGCAUUGGGGCUGGCAGCAACAUGAAGAUGGUCCACCAAGUCCUGGCUGGAAUCCAUAUCCUCGGAGCCAGUGAAGCCAUGGGCCUUGCGGCUAGAUUGGGCCUGGAUGCGAAGGAGACGGCGGAUGCCAUCAUUAACUCAGAAGCUUGGACAUGGAUGCACGAGAACCGCUUUCCUCGGAUGCUUGCAGAGGACUGGAACCCAGGUGCGAGUGCGCUGACAAUUAUUCUAAAGGAUGUGGGUAUUAUCACUGCCACAGCCCGCCUACACAGCUUCCCGACUCCUCUCUCCUCCACGGCCGAACAGACCUACCUCUCCGGUGUGCUUUUUGGCUAUGGCCCGAAGGACGACUCCGCCAUGGUCCGCCUGUACUUCCCCGACCCCAUUGCCCAGGUUAGCAGCACGAAGUCUGCCGUCGAGAAGACCUCUGCUCUGAACCUGGUCAAGGCCCUCUUGGUCAACCUUAACAUCGUUGCUGCCGCAGAAGCCAUUGCCUUUGCACGCCACCUCAAGGUCGAUCUGCAGCAGUUUUACGGUCUGGUGAACGAAGCUGCCGGUGCGAGCGCGCAGUUCAAGGCCCGGGGUCCAGAGAUGAUCGAAGGUCUGGAAAGCGGCGAGGCUCCUGUGGGAACUUUGACUGUAGAUGACGCAGUCAACGAGCUUUCAACGGUUGUCGCAGAGGCGAGACUAUUGAACUGCCCGCUGCAUCUGGCUGCUGAAGCGCUGACCUUGUUCACGUUUGCGCAGAAGAGAGGGUACGGCAAGGAGGCGGCCGCGAGUGUGCUGAAGGUGUGGGAGAAAUAG
Paecilomyces variotii is the source of this 1320-nucleotide messenger RNA. RefSeq names its product oxidoreductase. Gene Ontology annotation, molecular function: oxidoreductase activity; NAD binding; NADP binding. The record is from RefSeq and is a predicted model, not a curated record. Lineage: Eukaryota; Fungi; Ascomycota; Eurotiomycetes; Eurotiales; Thermoascaceae. The transcript has 3 exons. Bases 1 to 1320 code for a protein of 439 amino acids.